AUGACUGUCAACGGCAGCGCUCAUGGGAACGGCCACGUGGCCUCUUCCUCUCGCAGCCCGCUCCAGCUCGAGCCAUCCUCCACCGAGGCAGCUCGGGUUUUGCCACAGGUGCUGGAGCUCGUACAAGGAUUCAUCGCAUCGGGAGAGGAACCGGAAUCGUACGUCGCUCCGUGGGGCAGCAUCCCGAACUUUCGCAAAGCAAUCUCGCUUUCGCUUCCCGACACCGUCCCGCAAAACAACGACGAUGCGUUGCUCGAGGCGGUCAAGCUGGUGUUCGACAACUCGGUCAACCCGUGGACCGGUCGCUUCCUGGACAAGCUGUACGCUGCACCAACGCCCGUGGGCAUCGCAGCUGACCUCGUACUCAGCGCCGUCAAUGCAAAUGCGCACGUCAUGUCGGCAUCACCGGUGCUCAGCCUGGCCGAAGAGAGGUGCGUCGAAGGGCUUUGCGAGGUGUUUGGGUUUACAGAAAAGAAGGCGGACGGGUUGACCAUGCCUGGUGGAUCGUCGGCGAAUACGUUGGCUGUACAGACGGCGUUGGCGAAUAUCUUUCCGAGGUUUAGGGCGCAGGGGCUGUUGGGAGUGAUGCAGCAGUUGAUCGAGGAGAAGAGGGCGCCGAGGCCGUUGCUGUUUACCUCGUCGCAGUGCCACUAUUCGUUGGAUAAAGCGGCCAUCUCGGCUGGGCUAGGGUUGGACUCGGUCAUCAAGGUCGACUGCGACGCAACCGGCAGAAUGGAUCCAAAUGCACUCGAUGCAGCACUCACAGCUGCCAAAGAGUCGGGGGCAGGAACACCCUUCCUCAUCAACGCCACUUCCGGUACUACGGUGCUCGGAUCGUUCGACCCGCUGCCCGAACUCGCCGCCAUCGCACGCAGACACCACUGCUGGUUGCACAUCGACGCCUCCUGGGGUGGACCCAUUGUGUUUUCGCACAUCGCCACCUACUCGGAUCUCAUGAAGGGCAGCAGUAUGGCAGAUUCCAUCACGAUCAACCCGCACAAACUGCUCAACGUCCCGCUCCAGUGCUCCUUCCUCCUGGUACGAGACGCCGACACCUUGUCCGCCAACAGCCUAGACGCCGGAUACCUCUUCCACUCCUCGGACCGCCGCGAGAACGCCGCCAUGAAGACCAUGGGCUGCGGUCGUCGCGGCGACGCGCUCAAGUUCUGGCUCUACUGGGUACGCUACGGCAAGCACGGCUUCGGUCAUCACGUCGACGCCGGUCUCCACCUGGCGAGCGAACUGGUCGACUACAUCCGUUCCAAACCAGACCAGAUCGAACUGGGUCCCUUGGCAGACCCGCUCUUCUUGCAGAUCUGCUUCCGACCCCUCCAGCCCGCCAACGGUGUCAGCGACGUCAGUCAGAACGGCAACGUCGUCGCCAAGCAGCUCAGUGGCGCGGAGGUGAAACGCAGAUCAGCAGCUACGCAGUUUGUGUAUCAGGAACUCAAGACCAGGAGGAUGUUUGCGGUGGAUUUCGCUCCUUUGCCCAACGGAAUCGGUGAUUACAUCAGGCUGGUGGUGCAUCCGAGGACAAGGAUGGAGGACCUGAAGAUGCUGGUAGACCAGGUGGCGGAGAUCGGUCAGUUGUAUUGGCAGCAGCAGCAGCAGGCGUGA
This is a messenger RNA of Pseudozyma hubeiensis SY62, 1617 nucleotides long. RefSeq lists its product as hypothetical. Gene Ontology annotation, biological process: carboxylic acid metabolic process. The transcript has a single exon. Gene Ontology annotation, molecular function: pyridoxal phosphate binding; carboxy-lyase activity. Lineage: Eukaryota; Fungi; Basidiomycota; Ustilaginomycetes; Ustilaginales; Ustilaginaceae. Gene Ontology annotation, cellular component: cytoplasm. The record is from RefSeq and is a predicted model, not a curated record. Bases 1 to 1617 code for a protein of 538 amino acids.